AUGUUAUCAGAGCGUGCCGGACGCCCGAGCACGUCAACAACAGACGAUAACAUUGAUAAAGUGAAGAAAAUAUUAUUGGCCAAUCGUCGAAUCACCGUAAGAGAAGUUGCUGAGGACCGAAACAUAUCGAUUGGAUCGUGCUAUUCGAUUAUCAUGGUCAACACUGAGGAAAACAUUGAUUCUAAUCCUAUCACAUAUCCGUAUUACUAUGCUCAGGAUGUGAAUAAAUUUGUAAUAAAUUAUUACAACCAAGAGGAACGGCUUCAUGAUUUAACACCAAAUAGAAUAGCUGUAAAUGAUGAGCGGCAAUCGAAAUCAGAGAAAUGUUCCAGGAAGAGAAACCGUUCUCAAGAUUCUUCAUUAUCAUCAUACAUUAUAUAA
Messenger RNA from Parnassius mnemosyne (clouded apollo), 381 nucleotides. The record is from the annotation of a GenBank genome assembly. Lineage: Eukaryota; Metazoa; Arthropoda; Insecta; Lepidoptera; Papilionidae.